Messenger RNA from Etheostoma spectabile (orangethroat darter), 1219 nucleotides. RefSeq names its product high choriolytic enzyme 2-like 2 (gene hce2l2). The record is from RefSeq and is a predicted model, not a curated record. The transcript is spliced from 9 exons. The coding region runs from base 271 to 1122 and encodes 283 amino acids. Gene Ontology annotation, biological process: proteolysis. Gene Ontology annotation, molecular function: zinc ion binding; metalloendopeptidase activity. NCBI's taxonomy places the organism in Eukaryota, Metazoa, Chordata, Actinopteri, Perciformes, Percidae.
AAACAUUAAACCAUUUAAUUUAAAACUAGUCAUUAAAGUGGAGCUGUUAUUACCCACAGUGAAACAUCACAUUAUCCUACUGUUGGAGUUGUUGUUUAUGAAUGAAUCAAACUAAUUUGGGGAUUAAACGUACUGACAAACAAACAACAGUAACCUAUAAUUUACCUGAGAUAAUCAUGGGUAUUAUCUCUGGACAGUGAUUGGAAACACCUAUAAAGCUAGGUGUUUGUCCCGAAAAAUGGCAACACUGAAGCCAUCAGACUUGGAAAGAUGGAGCAGAUUAUCAUCUUGUGCCUGGUUUCUACCUGUCUCUCAGCGGUACAUGCUCAGACUUUUUUGUUCAGCCCAAAAUGGGGCCCCAUUGGCUAUAAAGAACGUGAAGAGCACGAUGAGACAGCAAUGGAUGAAAUCAUUAAAACUAAUGAGUUCCAAGCUUCCCGGAUGAUAGAUGGCACUACCAGUCUCAGAGACGGAGACAUUGCUGUUUCUUCUGGAAGGCGCUCUAAAGUCUGCUUCGCCCGUAGCUGCCUCUGGUCUAAGUCAGUGGAUGGACAUGUCUAUGUUGCAUAUAGGCUCUCACCUGAAUACUCUGAAAUGGAGACAAAGCUGAUAAAGAAAGGGAUGGAAAGCAUAGAGAAAGGCACCUGUGUGCGGUUUGUUCCUCAGACUCACCAGCGGGACUACGUCGACAUUCAGCCAAAGUCUGGGUGUUGGUCCUACCUUGGUGCGCGUGGUGGAAGACAGACCGUGUCUCUCCAGAGCCCUGACUGCCUCCGGGUUGGAGUGGUCGCCCAUGAAUUCAUGCAUGCCCUAGGCUUUGUGCACGAGCAGUCUCGCCCUGACCGGGACAACUAUGUCACCAUCAUGUGGCCGAACAUUUGGAGAGAUCGGUUGAGGAACUUUGAGAAAUUUAAGACUGACAGUCUGGACCUACCAUACGACUAUGGCUCAAUCAUGCACUUUGGGAUGUAUGCCUACUCUCAGGAUGGGGAGCCAACCAUCAUUCCUAAGAACAGCCAGAACAGCAAGAACAUAAGGCUGGGCCAAGCAUCGACUCCAAGCCACAUUGACCAGAUGAAAAUCAAUAAACUUUAUAAAUGUGGUGACAUGGAUGGAUACUAACCAAACUGAUGAAAUGUGAAACAGAAAUGUGAUAGCUAAUAUAAUAAACUGAUCUAAAAUAUGGAAACAAUUUCAAUAAAGAUUGAUUCAAGCUUUC